Scophthalmus maximus (turbot) is the source of this 2303-nucleotide messenger RNA. Its product is annotated as ras-related protein rab7. Bases 372 to 995 code for a protein of 207 amino acids. Gene Ontology annotation, cellular component: lysosome; phagocytic vesicle; late endosome. NCBI's taxonomy places the organism in Eukaryota, Metazoa, Chordata, Actinopteri, Pleuronectiformes, Scophthalmidae. Gene Ontology annotation, biological process: endosome to lysosome transport; phagosome-lysosome fusion. The transcript has 6 exons. Gene Ontology annotation, molecular function: GTPase activity; GTP binding. The record is from RefSeq and is a predicted model, not a curated record.
UGUUUUGGAGCAGGAAGUGAAAGGGGAAGAGAGAAGCUGUGGUAGCAGGCAGCAGCAGCAGCAGGCAAGACUUCACACUAAGUGACAAAUCGACCUUCCAGUGGCAGAUAACCCGCCUCGUCGAGUCACCACACGGUUCGUCAGUGUUCGCGCGAAGGAAGAGUCAUUUUUUUUUAUAAGAAUUUGACACGAGGCACUGUCAAGUAAACGCAGGCUAACGAGCGAGCCGUCGAGCUAGCUCCCUAACGUAACGUCUAGUUAGCCCCCGACGCUAACUGCCCUGAGCAAUCACAGCUCGUCUGCCCGCAGCCUGGUCCGCGACCGUCGGCACGUCUCCGCUCCGCAGAGCCGCAAACUGAGACUUUGGAAAAAUGACAUCCAGGAAGAAAGUGCUCUUGAAAGUCAUCAUCCUGGGAGAUUCUGGUGUUGGAAAAACCUCCCUGAUGAACCAGUAUGUGAACAAGAAGUUCAGCAACCAGUACAAAGCGACGAUAGGAGCAGACUUCCUCACGAAGGAAGUGAUGGUGGAUGACCGACUCGUUACAAUGCAGAUUUGGGACACCGCUGGCCAGGAGAGGUUCCAGUCCUUGGGUGUUGCGUUCUACCGUGGAGCAGACUGCUGUGUGCUGGUGUUUGAUGUGACCGCACCAAACACUUUCAAGACACUUGACAGCUGGAGGGAUGAGUUCCUGAUCCAGGCCAGCCCCCGAGAUCCUGAGAACUUCCCCUUUGUGGUGCUAGGCAACAAGAUCGACUUGGAGAAUAGACAGGUAACCACCAAAAGGGCCCAGGCUUGGUGUCAGAGUAAGAACAACAUUCCCUACUUUGAGACCAGUGCCAAAGAAGCCAUUAACGUAGAACAGGCAUUCCAGACUAUUGCACGUAACGCCCUCAAACAGGAGACAGAGGUGGAGUUGUAUAAUGAAUUCCCUGAGCCCAUCAAACUGGAUAGGAACGACAGAGCUAAACCUUCAGCAGAAAGCUGCAGCUGCUGAAGGACAACUUGGACCAUCUUCUCUCUCUUGGCUUUCUGAACCACCCCGUCACCGGUUACAUCACCUGCACCUUGCUCCGAGGGAAAGAACUUCCCUGCUGGUCUUCCUCCUUCACACCACUAUUCAUUCUGUCAAAACAUCCCCUCACGACGUACGCUGCACAUGGAUGUACCCCACGCUCAUCCCCACUUAGUACACAAAUUAAUACACUAGCGUACUCUCGUAAAAUACGCAGUCAAAUCUAGUGCCCAAAGAUCACACACGAGAAAGAAUGACACACCCUCUGACCUCGCGGUCCCUGACUCGAUUGUGAGUGAUCUCCUGUCCUGCCUGCCCACCUGUCUGACUGUGGCCCCCGAUUCUCACACAGAGGGGCCAGAUGGAGCCAUGUUCACAGAUUGAUCUCUGGAUGGAUCGACUGACGCUCUGUAAUGUGAGAAGAUGUUGGCUAAUGUCAGCAUUCCAAAUUUUCUUAUUCUCACUUUCUGUUUUCUCUUUGCUUAUUGUUGCCUAUCUUUCAAAAAAUGAUAUAGUGUGUGUGUAUAUAUAUAUAUUUUUUUUUUCCUCAGUUGGCUAUUGUUAUUUCUCAAACUUUUUUUUUGCACUUUCUUUUCUUGUUUUUGUCUUUUUAAAUGUUAUAACGGGAUGUCUGAUUUUGGGCAACAUCUGCUACAACACAGCUUUUGGUAAAAUUCAGCGAAUGAUCUUUUACGCUAAUUUUCCUUGACAAAUAUACCCUGAGGAUUUUUCAUACAGUUUGGUGAUUGUAUUACCUUCUCCCUUCAAGGUUGUGUGUAGAUGGGUUGAUAACUGCCUCAGGGUGCAGAUGAAAUGCUCCUUAAAAUACAUCAAGUAACAGCUGUUGAUGCAGUCACAGUGUAAAACAUGGAAUCAUUCUUAAUAUAUUAAUAUUUGCCUUUUAUGUAACAUUACUUGUACUGCUACUAUUACUGCUGUAUGUAUUACGUCCUUCAUCAGACAUCUUUCAAUGCUAUGGAAUUACAGUGCGUGUCACCAACACAGCAUACAUCUGCCUUCUGUCAUGUCUUUGUUCUUGCUGUUCCCUCUAUCUGCUUGUAGCUCAGGUUGGCUAAGUACUUAAUAUUUUAAUGGAUUGUGUAUUACGAUGUAUAGACAAUAAAGGUAAAAGGCUGAUGGAUUGAACAGAAAUCAACGUUCUCUUUCCAUUUAAAGAAAAGAUCCAACUUUUUGCCCUGAUAUUACUCCUCCUUAUUGAAGAAAAUCACUGCGAUGCCAAUGAUGUUGUCAAACAAAUUGGGAUGUCAAAUAAUAAAACUCUUGAAUAUA